Messenger RNA from Hansenula ciferrii, 1041 nucleotides. It is a transcript of the gene DCC1, whose product is annotated as Dcc1p. The transcript has a single exon. The record is from RefSeq and is a predicted model, not a curated record. Bases 1 to 1041 code for a protein of 346 amino acids. Lineage: Eukaryota; Fungi; Ascomycota; Saccharomycetes; Phaffomycetales; Wickerhamomycetaceae. Gene Ontology annotation, biological process: maintenance of mitotic sister chromatid cohesion; mitotic sister chromatid cohesion. Gene Ontology annotation, cellular component: nucleus; chromatin; chromosome, centromeric region.
AUGGAACUAGACGUACUAGUCAACUUACAAUCAGACAACACAUAUAGACUAGUGGAACUAUCACCAGAAUUACAAUCUUUAUUAGAAGAAAAUAAUGAAUCAUUAUACAUCAAAGCAUCAACUGAAGAAAAUGAUAUAGUAUUAUGUUCUGAAACUCAAACAUUCCAAUUAAAACAAAGAAAUCAUUCAAAUACAGUAUUAUUAAUGAAAUACUUGGGGCUGGGGGAUAAUACAUUACAAAGUUAUUCAUUACAAUCAAAUGUUUUUGAAAUUAAACCAAUAAAGGGAACAAUUAGUCCCAUUAAUAUACCAAUUUAUGAUGGUCAAGGAAAUUUCAUUAAAAAUGGUAAUAAUAUAACUGUACAGUAUUUAAAAGAUAAUUCUCCCAUAUCAACAAAUGAAUUUGAUAAAGUUUGGUUUGAAUUAAAUGGUUCUCAAUUAAACGAUAGAGCAAUAAUUUUAUCAAGAGAUUUUAUAAAUAAAUCUUUACAUUUAUUAAUAAUGUCUAUAAUGGCUGCUAAUUUAGAUAUUAAUGAAUUAUCAUUAAUUGAAGUUUAUAAAACUUUGAGUGAAGAUGAUGAUUAUUCAAUUGAUAUUGUGGAAACUAUCUUGAGAAAAUAUUCAAAUGAAGAUUCAGAACCUUUCAGUUUAAACAAGAUCAAAAUUGCUCAAUGGUAUGGUAUUGAAUCAUUGAAAAAAUUUGCAUCAAAUGAUAAAUUAAUAUCUCCAUCUGAAUUUUUAAUUAAAUGGAAAUCUGAAUUCCCUCCAUUUUUUGAUAUAUCAAUUGAUUUACCUUUAUUAAAAGGUUAUUAUGUUAAACCAUUACCUGAUAGAAUUAAAUAUAUGCCAUGGGAUAAAUUAUCAAAAGAUAUUAAUGAACGAUUAAACACUUUGUUUAAAAAUCAAUCAACUUGGGAAUUAGAUGAUUUAAUUCCAUAUAUUCAAGAAUUUAAUACUAAAAACUUAAAAUUUGAAAAUUUUAUAAUGAAAUUUGCCAAAAAGAAAAAAAUUGGUAAAAAAAUUAUAAUUACAUCAAGAUAG